CGAUCCCCCGUGUAAGAGUGAGGUGGAGGAGGACAUUCCAGGAGAUGUCGCCACAGAAAUUCCCAGUAAAAAUUUGGAGGGAAACUUUAUGAUAACAUUAAAUUAUAAAGCAGAAGAUGAAGAUGUCCUGCAGUGCUCUUCACGAGAAAACCUCAUUACCCUUAAUGUGAAUCCAGGUCAUCACAAUACAGAUCUGUCAUUUAAUCCUCCUAAUUAUGAGGAACCUUCUCCUGACCAAUUACAGAUUGUUACCACAAGUACCGGGCAGAAAGGGGGUAAAAAAUGUAUGGAGUUCACAAAGGGCUUAGGUUUUUCUGCACACAGUAGAUUUCACAUGGAGAAAACAAGUCUUAAACAUGAGACAAGUCAUAAAGCAGAGAAGCCAUACUUUUGCUCAGAAUGUGGGAAAUGGUUUACAGAGAAAUCAAAACUUGUUAGACACGAGAGAAUUCACACAGGAGAGAAACCAUACUUCUGCUCAGAAUGUGGAAAAUGUUUUACACAGAAAUCAAUUCUUAUUACACACGAGAGAUUUCACACAGGAGUGAAGCCAUAUUCAUGUUUAGAAUGUGGAAAAUGCUUUGCAAUGAAAUCACAUCUUGUUAUACAUGAAAGAUGUCACACAGGAGAGAACCCGUAUUCAUGUUCAGAAUGUGGGAAAUGUUUUAAACAUAAAUUAAGUCUUGUCAGACAUGAGAGAAUUCACACAGGAGAGAAACCAUAUUCAUGUUCAGAAUGUGGGAAAUGUUUUACACAAAAUUCAGAUCUUGUUUCUCAUAAGAGACGUCACAAAGGAGAAAAGCUAUAUUCAUGCUCAGAAUGUGCAAAAUGUUUUACAGAUAAAUCAAGUCUAGUUAGACAUCUGAAAAUUCACACAGGGGAAAAGCCAUAUUCAUGUUCAGAAUGUGGGAAAAGUUUUACACAAAAUUCAUAUCUUGUUAGACAUAAGAAAAUUCACACAGGAGAGAAGCCGUAUUCAUGUUCAGAAUGUGGGAAAUGUUUUAAACAAAAUUCUAAUCUUGUUGCACAUGAGAGAAUUCACACAGGAGAGAAGCUGUAUUCAUGUUCACAAUGUGGGAAAUGUUUUGCAGAUAAAUCAGAUCUUGUUGCACAUGAGAUACGUCACACGGGAGAGAAGCUGUAUUCAUGUACAGAAUGCAGGAAAUGUUUUACGUGGAAAUCAGAACUUGUUAGACAUGAGAGAAUCCACACAGGAGAGAAACCACAUUCAUGUUUAGAAUGUGGGAAAUGUUUUACUUAUAAAUCAAGUCUUGUUAAACAUGAGAGAAUUCACACAGGAGAGAAGCCAUAUUCAUGUUCAGAAUGUGGGAAAUGUUUUACAGAUAAAUCAAAUCUUGUUAGACAUAAGAGAAGUCACACAGGAGAGAAGCGGUUUUGAUGUUUUAUAUGUGGAAAAUGGUUUGUAAGGAAACUAAUUUUAAAAUUAAUUAGACCAGAAGAAAAUAUAUUUGUUUUUUGAAAUAUGGGAAAUUUUAAGAGACAGAAAUAAUUUUAAACCCAUGUUAUUAACAAGCAAGAAAGAGUAUCAUAUCAUUAGUAAACAAUGCUAUUUUAGAUUUAAUGGACCUUAUUUUAAUUCCCUGAUAAAGGGAUGUGUCCUCUGGAUAAUGAAGGCUAUAUUGCAUAUAAGGGUGAUCAGUAGUGUCACACUAGCAACAUGACAGGUGACGAGGAGCACUCUAGCAAUCAAUGCACCCAUGAUUUUGGAUGUGACUGUAAAGGGGAAACUCUUCUUCCACCCUCGCUUCCACACUUGCCUAACGCAUUAGGCUACCAAAGAGUGACGAAAAACCCAAACACAUCCACACAUGGUGCUGCCACCAUCCGUCAGUACUAUUGAAACACCACGGUUACAGACGCACAACACUCACGGGAACACACUGCUUUCUAGCAUUUGACACACAAACCUCUUGCUCACUGGCCUUCAAUGGUAACACACCAAAAUGGUACUUUAAGGGUGUGAGUAUGUUUAGAGCACCAACAAACAACUUAUUACA
Molecule: messenger RNA, 2018 nt
Organism: Bufo gargarizans (Asiatic toad)
Lineage: Eukaryota; Metazoa; Chordata; Amphibia; Anura; Bufonidae
Product: gastrula zinc finger protein XlCGF57.1-like
Exons: 2
Coding region: 89-1399 (436 amino acids)
Source: RefSeq, a predicted model, not a curated record